UAGUUAUAUAAUAGCGUUUUGUUGAUAACGUUUGAAAAAUGAAAAUUAUGUGUUCAACAAUAUAACGUUUUUCAUGCGUUUGUGUAACGAGUUCCUGUUCGAGUCAAUGGUUGUCAGACACACAGUGACGCUCAUUAAUAAUAAUAGUUAUAGAAAUUACUGGCAAGCCACACAUUUGAUGACUAUUAAGCUUUUUUGUGUGUGUACUUAACCGAUUACACAAUCUCGUUCAACUUGAAUGUGUUUCGUUGUUUGACAUCAAUCUUAAAAAUCAUGCAUUCUCCACUGUUCUGUUACCCACCGGUGACCAAUACCACUCUAUCAUCAACAUUAUUAACCUCUGUUGAUCCAAACAAGUACUGUUAUUCGUUGAUUGAGCGUAUCAGAGUGAUCACGAACUAUAUUGACGAUGCAGAAGAAAGAGAUUUAUACAACAUCUAUAGAGAGAUUGUAUUUGAAAUUUUUGGACGGGGCUCCGAUAAAGGAUGGGCAUUAGAUAAACUCAAGACAAAUGUAAAUGAUGAUGUAAUAUACAUUUGCCAAGAACCAGAUAGCGUGUAUCACUUUUUAUGUAGCAGUGGCCAUAUUUUUAAAUUAUGUUACAAGUUGUUGUCUAACAAUUUGUUAAAAUUUAGUAUUUAUUUUUCUGAUUUACCAAUUGAGCUUAGACAAAAAAUUGAUAAAUCAUUUGGACAAUCUUAUUAUGGUUCACGGUUGUUGUACCAUGCUGAUUCAAUUUCACCCAUUGGAUUAAACUUGAAUGCUUUUGAAUACUAUAUGUUUCAUUUUGCCAUUUAUGGGUUAAAGUUAACCUCUGAUGAUAUUUACAAUGAAAAUAAUAAUUCUAACGAACAAUCUGUGUACAAAUUAUUGUGCUUAGAGUAUUUAAAAUUUUUUUUGCCUUUAGACAAUUCUGCAUCUAUGAUUUUACCUCAAAUACAAUUCAAUGUUUUAUCACCAAUUCCUAACCAAAAAAAAAAUACAAAUACCAGUAAACUAUUGAAUUUUAUAAAAAAAGAUGUUGCUUUUAAUGAUAUAUUGACUGAUAAAAUCCAAAGGUCAUCUUGGAUGUUAACAUCAGAAGCAACAUGGCGUAGUGAAGUUGUAGCAUUUUUUUUUGCUGACCUCUGGUUAAAUUAUAACUUGUUUAAUAAUGUACCAUGCAUUGAAUUAACUAAGCUAAUUAGAUGUUUUAUAAAACAUUUACAUUUGUAUUCAAACUGUGCUAAAUAUCCGCCAGUAGACAAUUUAAAACUAAUAUUGUUGGUUCGUCAUGGUAUAAAAAUCUAUCAGUAUUUAUCAUACUACAUGGUUAAUUGGCCACAGGAUUUUUCAUUUCGCCUUUUGCUUGAGAAUUGGCUUUGUUAUAUUCAACCUUGGCGUUAUGAUGAUUUAUCUAAGCAGCAAUGUUCUAUCACAGAUUUAGAAAUGAAUGAUAAAUGGAGAAUAUUUGUCAUCAGAAACUUACUGUGUUAUACCAAAUUAUUUUAUCUUGCUAUACAAAGAUUUAUUUGUAUUGAUGUGUGUUCACCAAGAUAUUCAAUUAUGGUUUAUCGGAUGUUAAAAGUUUAUACUCACCCAUAUUUAUUGAAAAUGGUACUUGAUAUAGAACAUAUGUAUAUGAGCAACCAACUACAACAUAAAAAAUGGAAUAUACUAUUGAGUGAAUGUUUGCUUGAGGCCGAAGGUCCAUCGUUCAAAUAUGAAUUAAUGUUUUCAGAAGAACGUAAUCGUGAAUAUAAACUAUUUUAUUUGAAACUACAAAAAUCACUAGAUUAUGUUGCUGUGGAAUUGAAUCGCUUUCAAGAAGACACAGUUGAUAGAAAUAAUUCAUCAAUGUUGGAAUUAAUAUUAACACCUAGAAAAAAUAAAAUAUCGGAUUAUACUCUUGAUGAAUGGACAGAUAUUCAAACAAAUCUUAAAUCAUCAUUAAUGUUCAUGGAGCAUAUUAUUAAUGUUAAUGUUACAACUAUACCAAUGAUGACCGAUUUUUCAACAUGGUCUAUUUCUGGCACCAGUGGAAAUAAUACUACGUCUAGCAUCUUCAAUAAAAGCCAUUCAUUUCUUCAGUCUUUUGAAAGAAGUGCAAUAAAUUUAUCUUCUAGACCUGUAAUUCGUGCAAAAGAAUGGGAGAUUGACCCAGAUUAUUUGGAAGCUUUAUCAUAUGAAAACUAUUUCCUUGUUAAUUUAAGCAAAUACUUAAGAAAUACUGUUGAGUCAUAUUUCAAUUCAUAUAUACUGCGUUUUUCGACAGAAAAUUCCAUUUUUUCUGGCAUAAUGCGUCAAGCAUUAUUAAGAAAACCAAUGAAGAUAUUUUCCUACGAGCCUAGAAAUGAUGGAUCUGGAAAACGUGUCAGAACACCUAAAAUUCUUCCACCCACUAUAAGUUUUCGGUGGAUGGCAUCAUACUUUAUGCUUUUUUGGAUUUUAUUUUUGUUAACAUUAACUCUGGUAUUUAACAACAUUAGCUUUUGGAUAGGCCUAUUCUUUUUCUUACGUAUUAUAUAUUUUUAUCUUAAAUAUUUGUUCGGCUAUGCACCACCAUUCAAAUGGGACAAUAUUCAUGAAGACUAGUUAUCUUGGUAAUGUUUUUCUCAUUCAUAUUGCUAAAUGUCAUUUUUAAGUUAUAUAACUAAAUUUGUACUGAAUUUAAACUUAUUAGUAUGAUUAUUGUUUUUAUAUA
This is a messenger RNA of Melanaphis sacchari, 2683 nucleotides long. RefSeq names its product sphingomyelin phosphodiesterase 4. Gene Ontology annotation, biological process: glycerophospholipid catabolic process; ceramide biosynthetic process; sphingomyelin catabolic process. NCBI's taxonomy places the organism in Eukaryota, Metazoa, Arthropoda, Insecta, Hemiptera, Aphididae. Bases 274 to 2574 code for a protein of 766 amino acids. The record is from RefSeq and is a predicted model, not a curated record. Gene Ontology annotation, molecular function: sphingomyelin phosphodiesterase D activity. The transcript has 14 exons.